Myotis brandtii (Brandt's bat) is the source of this 2546-nucleotide messenger RNA. RefSeq names its product E74-like factor 1 (ets domain transcription factor) (gene ELF1). The transcript has 11 exons. The record is from RefSeq and is a predicted model, not a curated record. The coding region runs from base 668 to 2524 and encodes 618 amino acids. Gene Ontology annotation, molecular function: DNA-binding transcription factor activity, RNA polymerase II-specific; sequence-specific DNA binding. Gene Ontology annotation, cellular component: nucleus. Lineage: Eukaryota; Metazoa; Chordata; Mammalia; Chiroptera; Vespertilionidae. Gene Ontology annotation, biological process: cell differentiation; regulation of transcription by RNA polymerase II.
CAUCUGUGUACGAUAGGGAAGUAUGAUGAUGACCAUGACAAAGUCCCCGACCUUAUUUUGUUGGCUCUUUCAAUCCUUAUAUCCUCAUAUAUAUAGAGUGAGGUGGAUAUUAUUGAUGUGAAGAUUAAAUGACAGAUAUGGUGUAGGGCCUGGCACAUGUAAAUGUACUGAGCUAAGGGGAAGUUCAAUAAAUAUUCAUCAACUUUUUACCAUCCAGUUAAUCAGUAAAAGCAUAGUUUCUUUAGAAAAUGGAUACUGUGGGAUCUUUUGAUUAGCUUUUGGCUGAGUGACUGUAAAGCAAGAUGGUUUGGUAUGAUAAUACUUGGGAAAGAACAAUAAUAGUAAAACGUUAAGAUUUAAAGCAAUAGUAGAAAAAUCUACAAACUCCUUCAGUUGUUUCAGGCCAAGAAGUUCUGGAGAAGAAAAAUUUCAGAAAAAUUGCCUCAGUUUGAAUAGCAUAUCAGAAAAUUUGAAACACUUUUCCUAAAGAAACCAAGAAAAUUUGAAGCUCCUUUCCUAAAGAAAACCUGUGUAUACAGUAACUUCACAGACUUAGUUUUUUUGUUUUUUGUUUUUUUUUUAACCCAAAUUGUCACUGGAUUCUGCUGCCUGAUACUUGAACCUGUUUGGAAUUUUUCUCAUGUGCAUCUAAGGGGAAUGCUUUAUUAUGGCUGCUGUUGUCCAACAGAACGACCUAGUAUUUGAGUUUGCUAGUAACGUCAUGGAGGAUGAACAACAGCUUGGUGAUCCAGCUAUUUUUCCUGCCGUAAUUGUGGAGCAUGUUCCUGGUGCUGAUAUUCUCAAUAGUUAUGCGGGUCUAGCUUGUGUGGAAGAGCCCAAUGACAUGAUUACUGAGAGCUCCCUGGAUGUUGCUGAAGAAGAAAUCAUAGAUGAUGAUGAUGACAACAUCACCCUUACAGUUGAAGCUUCCUGUCAUAAUGGGGAUGAAACAAUUGAAACUAUUGAGGCUGCUGAGGCACUCCUCAAUAUGGAUUCUCCUGACCCUAUGCUGGAUGAAAAACGAAUAAAUAAUAAUAUUUUUAGUUCAUCUGAAGAUGACAUUGUUGUUGCCCCAAUCACCCAUGUAUCCGUCACAUUAGAUGGGAUUCCUGAAGUGAUGGAAACUCAGCAGGUUCAAGAGACAUAUGCACACUCACCAGGAGCCUCCUCACCAGAACAACCUAAGAGAAAGAAAGGGAGAAAAACUAAACCACCACGACCAGAUUCUCCAGCCACUACACCAAACAUAUCUGUGAAGAAGAAAAACAAAGAUGGGAAGGGAAACACAAUUUAUCUUUGGGAGUUUUUACUGGCACUGCUCCAGGACAAAGCUACUUGUCCUAAAUAUAUCAAAUGGACCCAGAGAGAAAAAGGCAUUUUUAAAUUGGUAGAUUCUAAAGCAGUAUCCAGGUUGUGGGGGAAGCACAAAAAUAAACCUGAUAUGAAUUACGAGACCAUGGGAAGAGCUCUCAGGUACUAUUAUCAAAGGGGUAUUCUGGCAAAAGUAGAAGGUCAGCGCUUGGUGUAUCAGUUUAAGGAAAUGCCAAAAGAUCUUAUUUAUAUAGAUGAUGAGGAUCCGAGUUCCAGCAUAGAAUCUUCAGAUCCAUCACUGUCAGCAACAACUACUUCAAGCAGGAACCAAGCAGGCCGAUCAAGAGUAUCUUCAAGUCCAGGGAUAAAAGGAGGAGCCACUACAGUUCUAAAACCAGGGAAUUCUAAAGCUACUAAAACCAAAGAUCCUGUGGAAGUUGCACAGCCAUCAGAAGUUCUGAGGACAGUGCAGCCCACACAGUCUGCAUAUCCUACCCAGCUCUUCCGGACUGUUCAUGUAGUGCAGCCAGUACAAGCUGUCCCAGAAGGAGAAGCGGCCAUAAUUAGUUGUGUGCAAGAUGAAACAUUAAAUUCUUCAGUUCAGAGUAUUAGGACUAUACAGGCUCCAACCCAAGUUCCAGUGGUCGUGUCUCCUGGGAAUCAGCAUUUGCAUACAGUAACACUCCAGACAGUGCCAAUCACAACAGUUAUAGCCAGCACAGAUCCAUCGUCAGGUGCUGGGUCUCAGAAAUUUAUUUUACAAGCCAUUCCAUCAUCACAGCCCAUGACAGUACUGAAAGAAAAUGUUGUGUUACAGUCUCAGAAGCCGGGCUCUCCUCCUUCGAUUGUCUUGAGCCCUGCCCAUGUACAGCAGGUUCUUACUAGUAAUGUCCAGUCCAUUUGCAAUGGAACCGUCAGCGUGGCUUCAUCUCCAUCCUUCAGUGCUACACCUGUGGUGACAUUUUCUCCUCGCAGUUCACAGCUGGUUGCCCACCCACCUGGCACUGUAAUCACUUCAGUUAUCAAAGCUCAAGACACAAAAACUCUUACCCAGGAAGUAGAGAAAAAGGAGGUCGAAGAUGAUUUGAAAGAAGACACUGAGGAAACCGAGCAACAGCCACAGCCUUACGUGAUGGUGGUUUCCAAUUCCAAUGGACUUACUUCUCAGGUAGCUAUGAAACAAAAUGAACUGCUGGAACCCAACUCUUUUUAAUUAAAAUUCCAAAAGAAUUAUG